AUGCUUCCGUCGUUGUCCGAGCUGAUCUACUGGACAGGACUGACGGUGUUCGAGUUGUGGUUGCAUGUGGCUUCGCUCCUUGUCUUCCUCCUGAUUCUGGCAAGUGGAAUUUUGGAAUUUCGACCACUUAAACUGUAUCGAAUCUACGUCGUCUCCUAUUGGGUCGUGUUCUCUCCACUGUUCAUCGCCAGCGCCUUCAACUGCUACUUCGUUUUCAUAGUUUUCGUGAGAUCCGUGUUCGAGUACAAGGAUUUCAAAGGGCCGAUCCUGAGAUUUGGAUUCAAUGCGAUGCGCCUCGCUCUGAUCGCUUUGUUUGAAGUAUUGCUGUGUUACAAGGUUGAAGGUGAUUUCGAGCAUGGACAGGUAGCAGUACGUUCAUCCUAUGGCAUAGUAUUCACACCGAUUUGGAUCCUCUGUCUUGUCUUGUGUAUUCAGACGUGCAGACUCUUCUAG
Messenger RNA from Angiostrongylus costaricensis, 453 nucleotides. NCBI's taxonomy places the organism in Eukaryota, Metazoa, Nematoda, Chromadorea, Rhabditida, Metastrongylidae. The record is from the annotation of a GenBank genome assembly.